UGCAGUAAUGCGCCUCUCAGCUGUUUGAUAAACAGCAGGAAACUUAAAGAAGACGAAGUGAGCGAAACUCAAACAGACCUGUUGGUGUUUACUGCUCGUUACCGAGACUUCUUUGACUUUCAUUUGGUUUUAUUUAGAAAAAACAUAUCGUGUUUCAGUGCACAAGCCCGCCAUAAUGUGCAUCACUGCAUAACCUCGCCAACCGGACACCGAGCAGACAUCCUAUAAUCCGUGAGUUAGCUGGUGCUAAUAUUCCCAAUGAGUGCUAACCGGCUUAUAACUUCGAGACACAGCCGGUGUAAAGCUUCAGUCAGCAGGAACCAGGAGCAGCCGGCACCCAGAGCCAGCAAGGUGCUGGCCGAGAGGAACCAGGCGGUCGUGGCGGUGGGAGCCUGGGUGGAGAGCGGACAAGACUGCCCGGAGCACCCGUCUGUGAGUGGACGAGCAAGGCUGGCUUUGUCUGAUGCUCUGGCUUUGCUAACUGAGGAGAUCCAGGCAGAAAAGAGGAGGGAGAACGAAGAGAGCCUUCGACGAUUUCAAGAUGAAGUACGCCAUCGUGUGGCACAGCAAGCUCAAGCCAGCAGGAGGAGAGAUCAGCCAAUGGUGAACCCUGACAGGAGGACCCCACACCAGCAGUAUCAGGUCUGGACGCAGCAUGUGUCUGCUGGUGAGAAGCUGAGAUCUGCAGGAGGUGCUGCACAACAAAGGUUGAUAGAGAGGAGCCCUCAGGAGUCUAGUGAAGGCAUGCGGCAGGUCAGACUCAGACUGGCUGCCUGUCGGAUGAUCCCGCAUGGGGAAAUGAUGUCAGAUCUUCCUGGAGGUGUAUGGAACGUUUCUCCAACCAGACAUCAGAAAGCUGGAUCUCAUGUGCUGCGAGCAGAACAGGAAGUGGAGGAGGAGGAUGUUGAAGGAGAGGAAGAGGAAGAAGAGGAGGAUGUUGAGGAAGAGGGAGACAUCGGAGACAGAGGUCAUCUCUUCACCAGUCAGCAUGCAUGUCCCCUGGUUCAGCAUAAGCUAAGUGGACCUGUAUUGGAGAAUUCUGAUGAAUCAGAGCCUGAUCCUGGUUUCCAGUCCAACCUAGCAGCCGCACGAGUCCUGUGGCCCCCGACUGACCCAGAAGAAGUUAAACGACAGCGUCAGUCUCAGUUCCUGAUGCAGCGCCGUCUGUACAUGAGCAUUGAGAGAGAGCAAGUGAAGGAGAACAAACAGCACAGGAAACAUCUGAAGAGGACAGCAAGAAUCAAAGCAGAGAAAGAACAGAUCCGUCUAGAGGAAGAGAGAAGGUUGGAGAGAGCUCGGCAGCUCGCGGACGCCAGACAGAAGCUGGAAGAGAGAGAGCUGCUGAUUCUGGGGCGACUGAAGCUUGAGGAGGAGGAGAGAGCUGCAGAGCUGCAGAGGAGGAAAAGGGAUGAGAAGGAGAAGGUAUCUGGAAGGUUCAUCGACGCUCUGAGAGCUCAGAUGAAGGAGCGGCUGUCUCAGGAGAAGCUGGAUCUCCCUCCUCUCUGUUGCUGUGCUUCAUCUUUCUGGGACUCCCACCCGGACACCUGCGCUAACAACUGUGUCUUCCACAACAAUCCCAAAGCGUAUGCCAAGGCGUUGCAUUCAACAAUGUUGAGUCUGGAUUUACAGUAAAGGAAGCUGAUGAACUGCAGUGAAACAGCCUGUUUGAAGGACCAGACCAACAUUUUGAGAAACGCAGUGCAAGUCCGACGAGAAGCUUGAUAUCAUUUUUCUUUCCGGUCCAGUAGGUCAUGUUUGCCUUCAGACUGAAAUAUGUCAACAAAUAUUAGAUGGAUUGCUGUGACAUUUUGUACAGACGUUCAUAUUUUCCACAAGAUGAAUUCAAAUGACUUUCGUGACUUUUCCUAUAGUGCUACUGGCAGAAGUUUUCACUUAUGCUGUGAAAUAUCCAGGGAUACAUAAUAAAUAGCAGGGUUGAUAAAUUAGCAUUGAGCAAUGGGAAAUUCAUAUUGUUAUGUAUUAAUCUGAUAAGGAAAUGCUAAUAAUAAUUUAUUUGGAAAUUUGUAUGUAAAACAUUUUAUAGGCUUUAUAUUUUAUGAAAGCCAAAGUAUGUUUUUGAAUUGUUUUUAAUAUACUAAUGAUUACAUAUGAAAAAAUAAACGAAAAUUUGAAGAGUC
Molecule: messenger RNA, 2138 nt
Organism: Larimichthys crocea (large yellow croaker)
Lineage: Eukaryota; Metazoa; Chordata; Actinopteri; Sciaenidae
Gene: ccdc15
Product: coiled-coil domain containing 15
Exons: 10
Coding region: 259-1632 (457 amino acids)
Cellular component (GO): centrosome
Source: RefSeq, a predicted model, not a curated record